UACAGAUGCACGUUGUGAGCAAGGAGCUGUCGAGCAUGUUGCAGGUGUCCAAGCUGAUCAAGCAGACACUACGUCGGCCGGAAUGGGGUAACAUCUCCAAGCGUACCCAUGACCUCUUACUAGAGGACCUACGGGUGCGGACAGUAACGUUGGUCUACCAGAUGAAGCAGACAAGGGGUGCAUCAAAGAUAUUGAUAUCAUAGCACGUGAGUUCGUGUCCUCGGGUGGUCAAAAGCGUACUUGUGACGGGCUCAUUUCAGCUUGUACAUGUUGCAUACAGCUAUUACGGCCAGAGCCACCAUCACCAUCAUGACAAGCAUACCCUCGCUAUCAUCCCGCCAUUAUUCACCGGAUUGGAGCAAUCCAUGAGCGGAGUAAUCCAAGCCCAGAAUAGCCCAUGAGUGGAACCUGGCCGGAGGGCUAUAAGAGAAGAAUGUCACGGUCCCGAUUUGGGUAGCUGCUCACCCUCGGUAUACUCGUCGAUGGAGUGGAUGGUUCAUAGCGGUCUGCCUUUUCUCUGUCCGAUCAGCUCCCUCGCCAUGACAGACACCACCAGCUAGCAGAGCAGUCAUUAGGGGAAUGAUCUAAGUAGUUGAUAUUCUCAUUGCAAAUGGGUGUUGAUAGGGAUGGGGAAAAUGAGUUAUAUUUACCCUAAUCCUGUCUUCUGACAGGUUGUGAAUUUCCUUCGGAGCCUUUAGACAGCCACUUAGAAUAUCUUGCUUUUCUUCUUUAGAUUCAAUCUCAAUACUGUCUAUGCU
Messenger RNA from Cryphonectria parasitica EP155, 758 nucleotides. RefSeq lists its product as uncharacterized. Bases 6 to 203 code for a protein of 65 amino acids. The record is from RefSeq and is a predicted model, not a curated record. The transcript has a single exon. Lineage: Eukaryota; Fungi; Ascomycota; Sordariomycetes; Diaporthales; Cryphonectriaceae.